AUGGUAGCUCUAAUUGCUCGGAACAAGGUGAAAUUCGUCACUGGUAAGCUUCCUCAACCUCCUCCAGAUGAUGAUGAUGAUUAUGAUCCUUGGUGUAGAUGCAAUAGUCUUGUCAUUUCUUGGAUUUUACAUGCUAUUUCUAGUGAUAUUGCAGACAAUAUCAUGUAUCUUGGUGAUGCUUCCCUGAUUUGUUCUGAACUUCAUGAAAGUUUUCAUCAAAACAAUGGUCCUAGAGUUUUUGAGGUUAAACAAUCUAUACAAGUUCUUGUUCAGGGAAAUAACAAUAUACAGACGUAUUUUACUUGGCUCAAAGGUCUUUGGGAUUUGGUCAAGGAAUUUCGUCCACAACCUAUUUGCAGUUGUGGUGAUAUGAAGACUUUCUUGGAUUAUCAAGAACAUGACAAGGAAGAAAGACAAAGGGGUCUCAAUCAUGUCUCAUCUGAAUCCCUUGACACCAACACUCACAAUUUUGGUCAGUUUGCAGGUAGUGCUCACUACAAUCGACCAAAGGCCACUUGUUCUCAUUGUGGAAACUCAGGUCACACCAUAGCAAAGUGCUACAAGAUCCAUGGGUAUCCUCCUAGACAUAAAUUCCAUGGGAAAGGUCGACAACCAUUUAAUACUUCCAACAAGCUAGCUGCAAAUCUGACAGGUGUUAAUGAUGAAAAGUCUGGAGAUAAUUUGGAGCAAAAUUAUGAUAUAGUGUCUUCUCUCUCUGCACCCCCCAGUUUUAAUCGAUUAUUGCCAUGCUAG
Messenger RNA from Humulus lupulus (European hop), 753 nucleotides. RefSeq lists its product as uncharacterized. Bases 1 to 753 code for a protein of 250 amino acids. The record is from RefSeq and is a predicted model, not a curated record. The transcript has 2 exons. NCBI's taxonomy places the organism in Eukaryota, Viridiplantae, Streptophyta, Magnoliopsida, Rosales, Cannabaceae.